AUGCAGCGGUCGCUCCUGCCCUUGCCAGUCCCUGACUGGUGCCGCGCGCAGGCCGCUCCGGGCGGCAGCGGCGGUCGCACAGCGCGGCGUCGCCGCGCCAACGGGACGCUGCAGGGGGAGCUCGUGACCGAGCUCGUUGUGGCGCUCAACCAGCUGGAUGCCGGCUCUGAUGACCCGCCUCGCUGUGCGGGCCAGGAGCCCAACAGGAUGCAGCAGCUUUGCUUGGAGCAUCUCGCCGACAGCUGCGCGGCGAUGGGCUCCAUUCCUCCAGACUUGUCGACCGAGGUGGCCCUUCAGGAGCUCCAGGUCGGCGCUGGCUACUCCGACGGCGAGCCCGUCACGGUGGCCCCCUUCGCGCACGACCUCGUGUCUCUUCCAGCUGUGGGCGGUGCGCCUGUGCCCCUGAGCCAGCUGUUGGGGGCCGACGGUCCAGACAUAGUGCGAGGGUUCAUUACUUCGAAGGUUUUGCCAAUUCAAAGCGCCGAGAUUUUUAAGAAGGAGGCUGGCUUCGCACGCCCUUACCUGGACCCAGUGCUGCGACAGCCCGCGGCCUACCUUGCCUUCGUCGAGAGGAUGAGGGACGGUGGCAUGCUGGAGUUCAGGGUCGAUGAGGGCGAUUUUGAGGAAGUCGGACUGGCCACCGCUUGGAAGAAGGAUGGUCGCCAACGCCUGGUGAUCGAUUGCCGGGGCAGCAACUUCAGGUUCGCGGAGCCCGACAAGACCAGCCUGGCCUCGGGGGGCAGCUUCAGCUCCAUCGAGCUUGCGCCGGGCGAGGUGCUGUGGACGGCAGGGGUCGAUAUCGCGGACGCCUUCUACAACAUGGGCCUGCCGCCGGAGCUCCGGCACCUCUUUGCGCUCCCUCGGCUUCGGGCAGCACAGCUCGGGGUACGUGAGCUGGGCGGGCGCCCAGUUCCGGGCCGCGCUUGGGCACGCCCGUGCUUGGCCGUCCUGCCCAUGGGCUGGACGCACGCGCUGGAUUUUUGCCAGAAAGUGCACAGAAAUAUCUUACUCCAGAAGGGAGGUUUCGAUAGCGUUCCUGAAUUGGUCGACGGUAUGCCAGCACCUCACAUCCAGGACGGGGCCUACACUGCUUAUGUUGACAAUUUCAUUUCUUUUGGCGUGGAUCCUGAUAGGCGCCCGCUCUUGGCCGUAUUUAGUUCUGUUUAUGCUUUCUCGAGGAAGUACUUCGAUCGUGUGAUGAAGCUGCCGCCGUCAGUCCGCCGUGAGCUUCGUUGGGCCGCCUCCCUGAUCCCCCUCGCCUGGGCUGAUCUCCGGGCUACCUGGUCUCCCAGGGUCUACGCGAGCGACGCUAGCGAGGAGGGGGGGGGCGUGUGCCAGAAGGAGGCCGACCUGGGAGCCAUUCGCGGUGCUGGGAGAUACGGGGAGAGGUGGCGAUUCCGACGAGGAACUGCCUCUAGGCCUCGAGACUGCCUCUUCGAGCAGAGCGACCCGCCGUCCGCCGACGCCGCGAAGGUCGAGCCGAUCGCCGAUUCCGUCGUGUCGCCGAAUGUGGAGCACGUCGUGUCGCCGGAGGAGGCGGUGGAGGAUCCUGAGGGUAACUUGUGGAACGUCCCGGAGGUGGAGGAGAAACUGCACGGGGGAAGGUGGCAGGUCGUUUCGAGCGGAGGGUGGGCCCGGUCCGAGAAGAUCAUCGUCCUUGAAGGUCGGGCACUCGUUCACUCUCUGAGGCACGCACUUCGCGACUCGAAGUCUUUCGGUAAGCGUAUCCUCUUCCUUUGCGAUAACAUGGGGCUCGUGUGUGCUAUGGAGAAGGGCCGCUCCUCAGCCGGGGGGGUCCUCCGCGUCGCCCGGCAAUGGGGUGCCUGGUGCCUGGCGGGCGCGGUGCAGGCCUCGGUGCGCUGGAUUCCGUCUGAGCGGAACGUCGCCGAUGCUCCGUCGCGCCGCCACAUCCCCCUCGGGGUUUGGAUCGACAACGGCGCGGCGGACUCUGCCGAGGGCAUCGAGCAGUGGGCCGUCCGGGGCGCCGGGCGCAGCAGCCAGCAGGCGGAUUGCCGCAGCGCCGGCCUCGAGCUCGCCGAGCUGGCCGUCCGCGAGCCUGCCGUCGGCGUGCUUCGGGGCGCCCGCCGGGCAGUCGCGGCCCAGUCGCGCCAGGUGCUGCGGACGCUGCCCCCGCCCGCGGCCCGGAGCCGCAGGAUGGCGCGAGCUGCGAGGCGCGAGCAGGGAGCGGCUGCGGCUGCUCGUCGGGCAGCGCUCGGAGGCCCUGGGUCGCUGCUGCAGCGGGCGUCGGUGGCGCCGAAGACCGUGGGCCAGUACGACGGUCUGUGGCAGGACAUCCUCCGCGUGUGGCUGCGGUGGCGUGCUGUGUGCUCCCUGCAGUCGGCGCCAAGCGACGACGAGACAGACUUCGUGGUCGCGAGCUGGAUGGACCAGGAGAUCUCGUUCGGGGAGCUGGCGCAGGGGGGCACAAAGGAGCUCGCGGCGGUGAGCUACUUCCGGACGCAGUUCGCAAGGUCGGGAGGGCUCUCCCUUCCGCGCCCGGCGCAGGCCGUGAAGGGCUGGAAGCGGCUCGCCUCUGGGCGGGCGCGGCUGCCGCUGCCCUGGGAGGUCGUCGCGCUGAUCGCGCUGGAGAUGCUGCUGACCGGCUUCUGGGCGAUGGCGGCCUGGACGGUCGCCGCCGUCCACUGCUGCUUCCGCCCCAGCGAGCUGCAGCGGUUUAUCGCCGAGAUGCUCGUGCCGCCCGUGCCGGGGACCCACGUGGCGAACCGGGCGAUCGUGCUGCACCCGAGCGAGGAGGAGAUCAGCGGCAGGACAGGGCAGUUCGACAAGAAGGAGGGGCACGCGGGCGAGCAGCUGCAGCGGCGGCCCCUAGUGCUAGUCCUGAGCGUUUUGGGUGUUCAGACGGCCGCAGCCCUAGUCAAGCGGGAGUUCACGAGCGCGGCGAUAUUCGAAUACACAGUGGACAUCUUGUUGCCGGGCGUGAGCCACAGGCUCAUGGAGGCCAUGAAGCCUGGCCGCUGCUCCCGCCAUCAUGUGAGCCACGAGGACGAGAGCGACGGCGGCCCCGCGCUUGGCGUGGUGCGGCGGCUGGCCACGGAGAGCGCGGGAGGCACUGCGUAUGAGGUGGAGUAUUUCGGCGCGAUCGAGCCGUAUUUUUCUUGGUGGCUCGACUCGCGCCAGAAGAAGGGCGACAAGUUGUUCCUGCACGUGCUGCACGCCCGCAUGCUGCACCAGUUCACGGCGAACGAGGCAGCAGAUUUCCACAUGGAGAUGCUCCGCGAGAGCGAGGAUAGCCCCGCCGUCCCGCAUGACGUCGCACAGGCGGCUCCGGUCGAGGUAGAUGGUGGCCGCUCCGCCCGAGGCCCCCCCGCCAGCCGCAAGGCUGAGGUCCCUGCGCGCAUGCGCCCGGAUGCUGCGGGCCGCGAGGCCAGUGCGCUCGUCGAGAUACACGACGAUGACGAGGACGACGACGCGGCCUUCGAGGAGCUAGAGCGCGAGUUCCAGGCACUCGCGGGCAAGGCCGAGGACACGAAGGCGGAGGGGAAGGACAGCAACCGGGAGCGUUUCGGCAGGCUGCGCGCGAAGCUUGCGGAGGCGCGCAAGCUGGCCUCCGCUGUUCUUGGCGCCAUCCCGCCGUCGGGCUCGUCGGCCAACCCCUGGGCAAGAAGCGGCAGAAGCACGGCGCGGUUGCUCCGGCGCGCAUCGCGGGCCAGGACAGCCGUCAAGUCGCUCGGCCGCCUCGCCGAGAAGGAGAUGGAGGACAUGGCCCAGCAUUUGGAUCACGGCGACUCGGGUUCAGAUCAGUUCAAGGCGCUGGCGGUGAAGUGUCUUCUCCUCGUGCUGCGCCCAGCGCAUCCCAUCGCGAGCUGCAGGCGUUGUGCGAGGGCGGGAUCACGCAGGGCCGCUAACAACAGGACCAAGGACGUCCAGCUGCGCGGCCUCGCCGCGCGGCCCUUGGCCCGCGACCGUCCUCUGGGGGGCCAGUUGUUGAUUCCUCUGGGCCGCCGGGUGCGAUCCCUGGAAGUCCGACGGCCGCUCUUCGGGGUGUUCAAUGCGAUCUGGGAGCAGACUGGAUCUGGAAGGACGCUGUUGGCGAGAGAUAGCCUAGACGAGCUGACGCGUGGCUGCCUGCUCCUGCCCCUCGCGCCCACCAACCUGGGGGCGGCGACGACUGGCGUCGCGUCGUGCUCUGAUUCAGGCGAGGGCGGCGCUGGCACGUGCACGGCCGUGGGUGUGACUGAGGGAGCUCCCGGCUUCCUGGCGAGCACGGGCAACCCCGAGACUUGGGGCCACCGCGUCGCGGGCUAUUCUGGCAGGCGCGUCGUCGAGUUGCCCCGGGACCUCGAGCCUAAGAUCGCCGAGAACAAGCCGCGCAUCCUGUCGGUCAGGGGGCGCGGGCCGCGUCGAGAGAUGCCGUGCCGGGAUGCCGGCGGCGCGAACGCUGGCCGGCAGGGCGCGCUCGCCGCUUGGAGCGGCCUGUUCACGCGGCUCCCUGGGGUGAUCGGGAGGGCAAAGGCCAUCUUCGACUUCAUCAAGGCUGUCAAGGUUCUGAUGGGGUUCUCCAAGCACUACACCUCGCCCGUGGCCUGCUCGGGCUCCAGCCGCGACAGCGUCGAGCUGGAACUGGAGCUCGGGCGGCCAGCUGAUUGCGCGAACCUCCGCGGCAUCACGCAGUGCCUCGAGGUGAAGGACCUGCCGGGCGAGUCCGUCGAGUUUUCGGAGGGCCCGAUCCGAGAGUCUCCGCUGGGCCAGCAGCUAGGGCAGAUUGGAUAUUGGCGCGCCCUUUCGGCCGAAGGUCGGAGAUCCUCGGGGAAGCUCCGCGGGUUGACACGUCAGUGCUCUGCCAUCUUCUGGAGCUCAGAUCUCUACGUUGGCAUUGGCUACAUCAACGCGAAGUCGGUCGACGGCAAGCUCGGCGAAUACAUUGAGGCCUGCUGGACCGAGCUCGAGCCGCCGUGCCCCGCGGUGAACGCAGCUGCUGCGCCGCAGUGGAUGAUGCCGUCUUUGAAAGGCAGAACUGGAGCUUGGUUAGGCGAGAUCCUCGCACUGCGGCCACGGCAUGUGCAAGUCAGAGACAAGCGCGCUGUCCUUCAUAUCGAGUCCUCGAAGAUGGGGCUCAUGACAGGCGCUUUCGAAGACGUGUGCUUGCGCGAUGGUGACAGUGCCAAUCAGCGUUGCGCGUUCGACCAGAUCGACAACUUAGCGUUCCAGGGCCAUCAGCGAGAGGCGCGACAGCGCGACGCCAUCUUGGUGGCAGACAUGGUGGACGGCGCGGGCGACGACCAAGCGCGGGCGGUGGCGGGCUCCUCGGACGCGCGGCUCGGUGCGCAGAUCGAUGGGGGUCUCAUCGGGAAUGAAGAUGGGGCUGCAGUUUCGGCAUCUGGCGGCAUGGUCAGGCUCGAUGGCGCAGAGAGGCCCGUAGAGCUGGCGCCGGCCGAGCGCGCGGAGCUGGAGGUCGCAGAGCGUUAG
Messenger RNA from Prorocentrum cordatum, 5427 nucleotides. NCBI's taxonomy places the organism in Eukaryota, Dinophyceae, Prorocentrales, Prorocentraceae. The record is from the annotation of a GenBank genome assembly.